Messenger RNA from Clonostachys rhizophaga, 2262 nucleotides. Lineage: Eukaryota; Fungi; Ascomycota; Sordariomycetes; Hypocreales; Bionectriaceae. The record is from the annotation of a GenBank genome assembly.
AUGUCUGUCAAAAAUGAAUACCAGCAUUUCAUCCCACAAUUUCUCAUCAGGAACUUUGCGUACCCUUUCAAGUGCCCUGAAGCCGAGCUGGCUGGGAAGAAAAAGUGCAAAUGCAGACAUGAGAAGGGAAAAUAUCCCAACGACCUAGUCGUGAACUGUGUCAACCUCCAGGCCGCACCCUUUUCAAUCGAUGUCCGGCCAGUCAAGAGAAUAUUUGGCUCCCCCGGCAUGUACUUGGACCCGAAUCAGCCAACAACUGGCCAGCAGCGCCGUAUUGAAAGCAUGUUCAGCAAAUUGGAAUCGCAUGCGAGCUCCAUCUUCCGGAGGAUUGUCAAGUCCUACGAGGCCGGUGAUGGAGCCAUAUCGCUGACUAGACUUGAGCGGGAUGAUGUCAGAAAGUUCUUCUUUAUAUUGAAGUACCGUGGUAGUACUUUCCAUCGCCGAUUCUACCAUGAUAGGGCCAGCGACUACAACGCUGACGACCGCGAAAGGUUGCACGAGUAUAUGAGGCAGCGCGGAUUCUCUACUCCGAGAGAUGUUUGGUACCAUAAUCUGGAAUGUAUCAUGAAUUUGAAGAUGGAUGUGGAGGGAGAGUGGAGGAAAGAGCUUCCGCGCCAGAUGUUCUCCGACGAUGCCCGCUGGUUCAUUAUCCAUGUCAGUUUCUUUUACAUGGCUCUUUGUACACCAGUUGAUCCACAGGAUGAGUUUGUUCUGACCGACAACUGCUACAAUAUGUUUGAAGGACCCAACACCUUCAUAAAAGAUGAGAACACGGGCGAAGAACACGGAUCCUACCAUGGCAGCUUUCAUGAAUUCGCCACCAUUUCCCCCCGUUUAGUGGUCGUGCUACGGUCUUUAGCACUGCCAGAUCACCGGGAAGACAUGGAUCCCGAGGUCAAGAAAUGGCGUCAAGAAACAUAUGACGCAGCCUAUGGGGAGCCCUUUGGCCCAUCGAAGUCUCUCCUGCAUGACCUCCCGAUUGAGAAGGCAACGAACUCUUACAGCCAAAUCGUUGGAGAUUAUAUUGUCCAAUUACCGGAAUAUGAUGGGAAGUUUCGCCCAAAUGACAAGUUCACAUUUCCAUAUUAUCCUAUUAGCCCUCGACACGUUCAGAUACUGAACAAUCUUUUCCUGGAAAACGCUGACAGAAGCGACACUCUGGCCUUCAAGAACCAAACCACCUUCCUCAAGAUACUCGAGGCUUACAUUAGUGGCCCAUGUGAAUCGUUCAAAAUCGCGGUUGGCCCCGACAAGAAGAUUCGACUAAAGUAUCUCCAAGGGCUAGAGGCUCUUGCUAAGAAUAUGGGAUCUCAGAAGACUCUUCAAUACAGGGAGAUGUCCAUACCGUGGGGCGUUGAUUCUAAACGAUUUAUGGAAAAGCAGUUGGCCUACCGUGAGCUGAUAGGCCCUACGGGAGAAAUAAAUCGCCAGAAAAAUCCAAGACUAGAGUUUUUUGACAUCUAUGAAAAACUCCACAAGAAGAAGGCAGACCUCAAUCCCCUGGGAGACAUAGGUUUGGCCAGGAGAAUGGCUCUAUUUCACAUCGAGGUUGAAGCAGAGUCGAUUAUUGUAGGACAAUUAGAAGCUCUGCUAGCAGCGCGAAAGUCACUUCAAUCCGUGCUCCAAACCUCGAAAUGUGCAAUAUAUUGGCUUUAUUUGAAGUUAUGGCGCAAGUAUGUAUGUGGAGAUGCCGAUGGAUCUUCAGAUCUCGUGGACCUUAUUGCAGAUGAUAAAGUAAGGGUUGGUCCAGAGGAUGCCUUUGCGAAGACCGCCCAUAUGUAUAGCCAGGAUGCCUUGAAGAAUUUGAUGUUUAUUUCCGUUUGCCAGGCUUUUACCUUGAGAGAGGGAAAGGGAGAGAGUAUUUGGGAAGCCCAUUCAAACAAUUCUAUCAACCCACCGGAUUUCCUCUUUUAUUAUUAUACUCUCUUUCUUACGGCAGGAAGUAUUAAACAUUGCGGGAUAAGAAAGAUUGAGAAACUAGCCGAGUGGGAAGAGAGAAAAGUUGCGCAGUCGUCGAGCUUUGGACACCUUGGCUUUUAUCCUUACCUGGAAGAGGAAGAAAAACUUGAGUUGGCGAUACGAGCUCAAGUUAGAUCCAAAUUUCAAGCUGCUAUGUUUGGAGAAGCAGAGCCUGAAGCACUCGGGGAAUUAGAGCACGUCCUCUUCACGCUUACAUUUCCAACACCACCUGCUGAGGGCUUUUCGUUGUCUUCGGGACAGCUUGUCUAUGUGAAGAGAAAGCCUGAGGCGGUGUAUUAUUGA